Messenger RNA from Desarmillaria tabescens, 756 nucleotides. RefSeq lists its product as uncharacterized. Bases 1 to 756 code for a protein of 251 amino acids. The record is from RefSeq and is a predicted model, not a curated record. Gene Ontology annotation, molecular function: oxidoreductase activity, acting on NAD(P)H, oxygen as acceptor. NCBI's taxonomy places the organism in Eukaryota, Fungi, Basidiomycota, Agaricomycetes, Agaricales, Physalacriaceae. Gene Ontology annotation, cellular component: intracellular anatomical structure. The transcript is spliced from 4 exons.
AUGACUGCACCGAACGACCAAUACAAGCGCGUUAUUCUCGUUACCGGUUCCAACACUGGAAUCGGCUACGACAUUGUUAGGCUCCUCGCAGAGAAAGGACAUACCGUCUAUCUUGCAUCGAGGAAGGAGAGUGCAGGGAAGGAGGCACAGGCGAAGUUGAAAAAGGAGCACAACCUUGAUGUCAAGUUCGUUCAGCUCGAUAUUACGGACGAAGCCUCAGUCAAGGCUGCCAAAGAGACCAUCGAAAAGGCGGAGGGAAGACUAGACACGCUAGUCAACAACGCUGGUAUGAGUUACAUGUCAGAGCCCCAGCAAGCUAGCUCAGUGUCGCUCACCACAAUUCGUAAUGCCUUUGAACCCAACUUUUUUGGCCUGAUACAGACAACGCAAGCAUUUUUGCCUCUUCUUCGUGCAGCUCCUAAAGGCUACGCAUGCAUUGUCAACAACACGUCCGAUAUGGCAUCUAAUGCUCACCAAGCCGGCCCCAAAGCUUCUAUCCAUAUCGUCGCAUACAACACGAGUAAAGCUGCAGCAAACUCUUACUCGAUUGCGUUGGCGAAGGAGUUGGAAGAAGAGGACAUUAAAGUGAAUACAGUCACGCCUGGGUUUACAACAACCAAGUUGAAUGGCUUCCGGCCGGGUGGGAAAACGACGGAGGAAGGUGCCUCUGUCCUUGUUCCUUGGGCAUUGUUAGGGCCCGAAGAUAAGGGCAAGACUUGCUUGUUCUGGAGUUACAAGGGAGAAUUUCCAUGGUAA